Messenger RNA from Prunus avium (sweet cherry), 770 nucleotides. RefSeq lists its product as uncharacterized. Lineage: Eukaryota; Viridiplantae; Streptophyta; Magnoliopsida; Rosales; Rosaceae. The record is from RefSeq and is a predicted model, not a curated record.
ACCGCCAGUCGUUUUUUCUCUCACAACCGCAAAGCCAAACACCAAGCUCCACACACAGCCAUGGACAACUUCUGCGGAAAAGACCUUUUCUUGCCAGAUAUUGUCCCCCUCAACCGUGAUACGCCAAUCCGUGCUGACGGUGACACCGAAGCGGAGGACGACAGCGGAAAGGGCCUUUGCUCGCCAAAGAUGGUUCCCCUGGAUCCCUAUACGUCUCCACUUUUGCAACUUGGCUUUACAAAUUGUAGCAAGGCUGAUCUUGAUUAUAUUCCUUUCGGCUGGGAACCUCCUGUUCCUCCUGGUGAAUGUUUGUUUUGUUUAAAGGUGGAUGAGCAUCCUUCUUCAGCCUGCCCUUACAGGAAGCGUGUCCCAAAGAAUGCAACAGUUGGCAGUGGUUGCGAUAUAGUUUGUUCGGCUUGUGAAAGACUCUGUGGAGGCAGCCGUUGUCACCAAGAUGAAGCAUAUGCAAUUUUCAAGGUGUGUUGUAUUUGUGGGAAGAUUGGUGAACACUGGCCUUCAAUGUGCCCAAGUCCACUCCGCCAGAAAGAUAUUUCUUUCAAUCGUGGCUUUAAUAGCUAUUAUCCGGGUAAUAAAGAAAGUCUGGCCUCUCAAUAAGGUCUGAGGUUUGCUUUGUUUUCGGGUUUGUGAGAACUUUUGUCAAUUGAAAUAGUAGAGAACGGAGAGUUUCUGGGACUCUAAAUUCAAAGCAAAUAUUUUUAAAACAUUAUAUGUUAAUUACUAUUUAACGAAUAUGUAUAUUUUAUUUUUUU